CCCCCCAACUCUGACGCGCUGUGCGUAAAAGCGCUUCAGUCGCGCCUGUGGGUCCAGAGCCGACAGAGGCGGAUCUGCGGCACGCAACGGAGAUGGUUUAACCCGAGAACGGCAGCCUGUCUGCGGCUGGUUCCUCUCUGUCCGGCGUCAGACAGCAGCGUGGACAUGACGGAGGAAACAAGCAGUGGAACUCAGACAGAAGCGCUUUUUAAUGACUUGGACUGAGUGGGAGACUCCGGCAGUGCGUGGAUUUGAACUCAUCCCAGCAGCGGAGAGUGGCGUGGCUGUCCCCGGAGAGGCGCGGAGCAGGCAGUGCGAGCUGGAAUGAAAUGGAGCUGCUGGCUGGACACGUAUGACCGGACAUGGAGGCCUUCGGUGAAGUCAACGCCACGCAGGAGGAGCUCCGGUUCCUCCCCCCGCCUGACAGUGACCCCAACAACCUUGGCUACCAUGAUUACUCUCCGAAUAUCGGCAUCCCUCCCCCGGUUCUGCCCACAGGAUUCGAGGGAGUGAAUUUUCCAGAAGACCCCAUCCGACUGCUGAGUGUUCAGGUGGUGUUGAUUUUGGCCUACAGCACCAUCAUCGUGCUGGGGGUUCUGGGUAACUCUCUGGUCAUCUAUGUCAUUUAUCGCUUCAAGACACUGCGAACCGUCACCAACUUCUUCAUCGCUAAUUUGGCCGUUGCCGACCUGCUGGUCAACACGCUGUGCCUCCCCUUCACCUUGGUCUACACGCUGCAGGGAGAGUGGGAGUUCGGCAGCACCCUCUGCUUCCUGCUGCCGUACGCCCAGGUCCUCGCCGUGCACGUCUCCACGGUGACGCUCAAUGUCAUCGCCUUGGACCGCCACAGGUGCAUCGUGUACCACCUGGAGACCAGGAUGAGGAAGGACGUGUGCUUCGGGGUGAUAGCUCUGACCUGGGCGCUGAGCGCUGUGCUCGCCAGCCCCAUGGCCAUCUUCAGGGAGUACGGCUCAUUCACGCUGGAGCCUGGGCACACCAUACAGUUCUGCAGGGAGAAGUGGCCCGGUAAAAGCACAGAUGGUACCCUCUACAGCAUCUCCAUGCUGAUCCUGCAGUACUUCCUGCCCCUGUCCAUCAUCUCCUUCGCCUACGCCCACAUCUGGUCCAAACUCCGUGGCCACGUCAGCCCGGCGGAGAGCGGCGUCAACAGCAGCGCCAGCUCCGAGCGACACCGCCGGCGCCGCAAAACCACCAAGAUGCUGGUGACCAUGGUGGUGGUGUUCGCCGUUUGCUGGCUGCCCAUCCAUGCCUUCCAGCUGGCCACCGACAUCGACAGCUCUGUGCUGGACAUGCGCGACUACCGCCUGCUCUACACCAUCUUCCAUGUCAUCGCCAUGUGCUCCACCUUCGCCAACCCUCUGCUGUAUGGCUGGAUGAACCGCAACUACCGCGCUGCCUUCCUCGCCGUCUUCAAGUGUCGCCGAGAUAGGGGCCGGAGCGGCCGCCUUGACAGCAUUCAUCCAGUCGGAGGCGCCGACGGAGGAAGGGCCAAGAAGAAAGUCCUGGAGACGCAAGAUCCGGUUUCUGCACACCUGAACGCCACCGACGUGUGAUGUUCUGUCACUCCUUGGAGGUAGACGGAGAAAAAUGGAAGGAGGAAAAUAUAGAUGUUGGAAGGUUGUAGAGAAGGGAAGAAAUUCCAUAUGGAGUUAGAAACAAAGCGGAGAUAAAGGCGGGAGAGAAAAUAGCAACAAGGGAUGGGAAGAAAGGCGGUGGGGGGGAUUAAAAAGAUUUUCUGGAACCCGAAAUAGAGGAGAACACAGAGAUGAUGAAGGAUUAGAGGAAGAAUGACAGAAGAACAGCAGAUGAAUGAAUGACUCAAAGCAUUUAUGGAACAACUGAGGCGGCGUCUCUUUGAAGACGUGACCUCGACAUGAUGGAGAACUCCCAAACGAGGAGGAGGAGGAGGUGUUCUCUAGGGCAUUGGUUCACGUCAAAUUCAUCUCCAUCAGACAAGUUCAUGAGUGAAACCGUUCAUCACAAGAAGGAAGGACUGGAAAGUUUUUAUUGUGCCAGAAACAGGGCGUUACUCAUUUAACCUAGAGUGGCUUAUAGACGUCCCACAGCAGUCAGAGGCUGCCUCCACACGAGGAAGGCAGAACACGUUCCUGUGCCAUGAAGAUGUGGGUUUGGACAGAGCCGAAGGAGACGGAUGAUGCAAACUCUGUGUUUUGUUACAUGAAUGACAAAAGUGGUCAAAUGUAAACGGCUUAUGUAGAAAGAGGAAGGUUUUUAGAUGAAGGAGAAGAUGCCAAGAAGGAGAAACAAAAGGUCUGAGGAAGAGCGAGAUGAGAGAGUCAUAAGCUGUGGGAUAAUGAGGCAGCAGAAGAAAAACAAUGAUGUGUUUUAAAUAAACUGGUUCUGAUUAUAGCUGAAAAAGAUCCUUGCUUCUAAGCAACACAUGAAUGUUCAAAAAGAAAAAGCUCAAUUGACUGAUUCAGUUGCAACUUUAUUAUUUUUGAUAAAAUGUUUGUUAAUUUCUGCUGUAAAUGUGUGACUUCAGUCUGGCUUUUUAAAGAAAUAUGAGUACCA
Molecule: messenger RNA, 2553 nt
Organism: Girardinichthys multiradiatus
Lineage: Eukaryota; Metazoa; Chordata; Actinopteri; Cyprinodontiformes; Goodeidae
Gene: npy2rl
Product: neuropeptide Y receptor Y2, like
Exons: 6
Coding region: 363-1574 (403 amino acids)
Biological process (GO): G protein-coupled receptor signaling pathway
Cellular component (GO): membrane
Molecular function (GO): neuropeptide Y receptor activity
Source: RefSeq, a predicted model, not a curated record